AUGUACAUGCAGAAUCAAGACAAAGCAUUGUAUCUUGCUUCUGAAGAAAAUAUCCCACUGGCAUCACGAUCUUGGCUCUGGAAAAAGAAAAGAAAUUCUGUGUUUCCUGAAGCUGAAAGCCAGAGCAAAGCAGAAGUUUGGGUGCAAACAGUUAUCCCUUCAAGCUCUCAAGUAACUGAAGAUUCACUGAGGAGUGAUGUAGAACCUAAAUCACAGGCAACCAUUACCUCAUCUGUUCCUCUACCGGGCAGCGUUACUGCCUACUUGGAUGAAAUGCAAGUCCAUCCUUCAUGUGCUAUUAAAAGUAUUAUGAUUGAUGAAGAAACUGGACAGGUCGAAAUUGGGCAAGGAGAAUCUUGGCUGAACAAACUUAGAAUCAACAGGAACAAGUUGGCAUUUUUGAAGUGCCUGAUUGGGUGGAAAGGAAACAAAACAGCAGUGGAAAAAGUAGAUCCUCCAAACGCUCCUGGAGUUUGCUCUCAUGACAACCACAGACCGCAUGAGCUGGAUGGACGCAUGGCAAAAGAAGAAGAACCAUAUAUUCCAUACAAGUUAGCUAAAUUAUAUAUUACCAAGAUUGUAAAAGAUAUGCAACAAAUGAAAAUCAGACACAUGAAGGUAAUCAAAGAAUUGGACUCUAUAAGAAAAGAUAGCCAGGAGCAGGCCAUAAUCGUUCUAAAGAAUCAUCACAGUGGAAAAAUGAAGAUCCUGAAAGCCCAGUUAGAAGCCUACCAAGAGUUGGUAGACAAGAAAAAUAAGCAAUGGCAAAAUACAACUAAGAGUCUGAGGGAGAAAAACGGGCAACUGAGCCAAGAAAAUAAAGAUCUUCUUUACCAGAUAAAGCAACAAAAUGAGAAAUGGGCAGAAGAAAAGGUAACUGAAACAAGUUUUUUUUCUUAUUUCAAGUUUUUGGGUGGGAUGUUCAAAAGAGCCUAA
Messenger RNA from Chrysemys picta bellii (western painted turtle), 936 nucleotides. The record is from RefSeq and is a predicted model, not a curated record. NCBI's taxonomy places the organism in Eukaryota, Metazoa, Chordata, Testudines, Emydidae.